AUGGGAGGCAGGACCACCUGUCUGCUCCUGGCUCUGUUUCUUCUCAUCAUCCCAGGCUCAUCUGCCAUCUCGGGUCCCAGAGCAGUGAGAGGUGUGGAGCAGGGCUCACUGACUGUGCGGUGUCGAUACAACCCUGGGUGGGAGCCCUACGUGAAGUGGUGGUGCCGGGGGGCUGACCAGAGCAGCUGUCGGUUCGUUGUUAAAACGAUCCGUGGAUCAGAGAAGGAGGUGAAGAAGGGCCGCGUGUCCAUCAAGGACAACUGGAAAGACCGCUCGUUCACCGUGACCGUGGAGAAGCUCAGGCUAGAUGAUUCAGACACUUACUGGUGUGGGAUUGAGAGAACUGGACCUGACCUGAUGGACCCAGUAGAAGUGACCAUUGUUCCAGCACCUACAGUGUCGAUCUCCACCCGCGCCACCUCCAAUGCCAACAUGUUCACGGCAUCAGUUGCCCCAGAAGAGAAUCAACGGCAACUGCCCCUGCUGGGCAGCAUCCACUUCCUGCUCCUGGUCUUCCUGAAGGUGCCCCUGCUCCUGGGCAUGCUCGGUGCUGUCCUUUGGGUCAACAAGCCUCUGAGGAGCUCCAGGGGGAAGCCCCAGGAAAACCAGCAGCCCCCAUGCUCUUCAACGUUGUCCAGAGAGAAAGACCCUCAAACAGAAGAAAAAGGCAUUUUUCUCAGGCAAUGA
Budorcas taxicolor (takin) is the source of this 687-nucleotide messenger RNA. RefSeq names its product CMRF35-like molecule 5. The transcript is spliced from 4 exons. Gene Ontology annotation, cellular component: plasma membrane. The record is from RefSeq and is a predicted model, not a curated record. The coding region runs from base 1 to 687 and encodes 228 amino acids. Gene Ontology annotation, molecular function: transmembrane signaling receptor activity. NCBI's taxonomy places the organism in Eukaryota, Metazoa, Chordata, Mammalia, Artiodactyla, Bovidae.